AUCACAAGAAGCAUGAGGGAGGAAACACUGGGAAGAAGAAACCGUUUUCUGAACGAACCUGUUUUAAGUGUAACAGAAAAGGACAUAUCGCUAAGGAUUGUACGGAGAAGAACCUACAAGCGAAGGAGAAGACAAAGGAAGCUAUUUGGUAUGGAGAAGGAAGAGUCAACGGCCGAUUCGUGAGGAAGAUCCAGAUUGAUAGUGGAGCAUCUAGAACAGUGGUGGACAGGAGAUUGGUAGACUUGGAUGACAUUGGAGAAGAAUCAAUCAGUGUCACAUUUGGGAAUGGCACGACAGGAGAGUACCCUUUGGCAACAGUCAAAAUCAUGUUUGAUGGAGAGGAGUACCAGGUAAAGGCAGCAGUGGUACAGGGUCUAGCAGAAGAUGUACUACUUGGACGGGAUGUACCACUACACUUACAUAUAGCGAAGCGACUACCUAAGGAGGAGCAGGGAGAGUUAAUGAAGCAGUUAAUCAAAGAACAACAAUUACACCACGAGGAGCAGGAAGGAGCAGUACUAGCAGUAUCAACAAGAUCACAGAAGAAGAAGCAGUCAGUUCCAGAGAAGCAGCAGUCAGUUCCAGAGAAGCAGCAGUCAGUUCCAGAGAAGCAGCAGUCAGUUCCAGAGAAGCAGCAGUCAGUUCCAGAGAAGCAGCAGUCAGUUCCAGAGAAGAAGCAGCCAGUUCCAGAGAAGAAGCAAUCAGUUCCAGAGAAGCAGUCAGUUCCAGAAAAGGAGCAGUCAGUUCCAGAGAAGCAGCAGUCAGUUCCAGAGAAGCAGCAGUCAGUUCCAGAGAAGCAGUCAGUUCCAGAAAAGGAGCAGUCAGUUCCAGAGAAGCAGCAGUCAGUUCCAGAGAAGCAGCCAGUUCCAGAGAAGCAGCAGUCAGUUCCAGAGAAGCAGCAGUUAGUUCCAGAGAAGAAGCAGUCAGUUCCAGAGAAGAAGCAAUCAGUUCCAGAGAAGCAGUCAGUUCCAGAGAAGCAGUCAGUUCCAGAGAAGCAGCAGUCAGUUCCAGAGAAGCAGCAGUCAGUUCCAGAGAAGCAGUCAGUUCCAGAGAGGCAGCAGUCAGUUCCAGAGAGGCAGCAGUCAGUUCCAGAGAAGAAGCAGUCAGUUCCAGAGAAGAAGCAGUCAGUUCCAGAGAAGAAGCAGUCAGUUCCAAAGAAGAAGCAGUCAGUUCCAGAGAAGCAGUCAGUUCCAGAGAGGCAGCAGUCAGUUCCAGAGAAGAAGCAGUCAGUU
Amphimedon queenslandica is the source of this 1232-nucleotide messenger RNA. Its product is annotated as titin-like. The record is from RefSeq and is a predicted model, not a curated record. The transcript has a single exon. The annotation marks the transcript as partial. Lineage: Eukaryota; Metazoa; Porifera; Demospongiae; Haplosclerida; Niphatidae.